Messenger RNA from Cylicocyclus nassatus, 1611 nucleotides. Lineage: Eukaryota; Metazoa; Nematoda; Chromadorea; Rhabditida; Strongylidae. The record is from the annotation of a GenBank genome assembly.
AUGUGGCUAUUCCUGCCUAUUCUAUUCAUCAGCUGUAAUGCUUUGAAAAUACUACAGAUCGUGCCAGGAUUCACCAAUAGCCAUGUGUUAUUCAACUAUAGAUUGGCUGAGACGCUGAAAUUUCUUGGACAUGAUGUGAAAAUGUGGACACAGAUGGAAAUGGCUAUGUUGGACACUGGAAAUAAUCGGCUCCCAGAGGGAGUGACAGAACAUCGAAUAGCCAUUCAUUUCAAAGAUAAACUCAAGACUGAAGGCUUAAAAGUGUUCCAAUCACUAAUGUUUUCCGCUGGCGACGCUUAUGAUCUCUGGUGGACAGGCCAGGAAUUCAAGGAUAUGCGAGUUGAAGCAUGCGCACAAAUGUUGAAUCAUGACCCAGAGAUUUUUGCUCAGUUUCAAGCGGAAAACUUUGACUUAGCCAUUGCACACUUCCAUGAUCUUUGCCCACUUGCUAUCGCUGAAAAAAUAGGAGUAAAAAAGGUCAUAUGGAUUACUCAUGGUACAUCUAUUUAUGACUUCGCAGCCGUGCAAUUGGGUUUGCGUACAUUACCAGCAAGUGUACCGCAUCCAUUGUCAUCAGCCGGUUUCACGCUAUCGUUUUGGGACCGAGUCUUCAAUCUACUGUGGCAUCUAUCUUUACUGGAUUUUGUUAACUUACCCCAAAACCUCCUCUACGAUGAGAAUGAGUACUAUCGAGGAGUUGUCGAAGCAGACAAACCAGACCUUUGGGAUCUUUCAAAGAAUGUGCCAGCAUUGCUCAUCAAUGGAGAACGAAUGCUAGAUUUUCCCAGGCCACUACCGAUCCACAUAACUUUUUCGGGAGAAUUAGGGCUCAAGAAGGCUGCGAAGAAAGUCGAAUUUGACGAGGAAUUGCGUACAAUUCUUGAGCAACCUUCAAAAGGAAUCAUAGUUUUUUCACUAGGAACUGUUUCGAACACAACAAACAUGCCCGAGCAGAUGAUUAAGUCGUUUGUGGGAGCUUUUGCAAAGCUGGUUGACUAUACGAUUCUUUGGCGAAUGGAGGGUAAGGUUGAGGGCGCUAAUUCGUUAAAGCAUGUUCAUUUGCUUAAAUGGAUACCACAGAAGGAUAUUAUGAAACUACCCAAUAUGAAAUUGUUGAUAGCACAUGGAGGAUAUAACUCAUUUUUGGAAACUGCCCAGGCUGGUGUACCCGCCGUACUGAUGCCUCUGUUUGCUGAUCAGAAAAUAAAUGCUAUGAGGGCCCAACGGUUUGGAAUAGCGAGAGUCGUCGACAAAUUACAUCUGACACCAGAGAUCGUUCUAGAAGCUGUAGAAGAUGUCCUCAACGAUAAGAGCUACACCAUCCGGGCAAAGAAGCUCUCGCAAAUGUUGACGGAUAAACCAACAAAUCGCCCAUAUUCGACACUCAACUACAUUCUAAAAUUAGCGACAAGUGAUACGAAAUACUACACACUCCAAGCUGCACAAAAGCUUUCGUUCAUUGAAUUUUAUAGCCUUGACGUAUUUGUUAUUGUUAGCUUUUUCAUAGGAGUUCUUUCACUAGACACUCGGUAAAUUCUGGUUACAGGAGUCCCAUUUAGACAAUAGAGUUUAAGAUUGUAUCAUCAUCUAUUUUUUGAAUAAAUGUUUGGC